AUGUACAUUGACGGCCAUGCGCGCGUACUACCAGACCUGGGAGGCAACAUCAACAGCAGCACGCUCACGGCCUCGGAGCGCGAUCGGCAAUUGCAGGACAUGAUGGACGCCAUGGUCCUCGUGCCCGAUGCAGACGACGACGAGAUGCAGCAAGCGGCCCACGUCGACGGGCUUGAGUGCACCCUCAUGCCGCAUCAGGUCGCGGGCCUCGUCUGGAUGAAGCAACGCGAGGCUGGCAGGUACAAGGGCGGCAUCCUCGCCGACGACAUGGGCCUUGGCAAGACCGUGCAAAUGCUCGCACUCCUCGUGACCAACUCGCCAAAGAAGGCUGACUCGACGGUGGGGUACGUGCGCCAGACGGACGACCGCGACGCAUACAGAGGUGCCGCGCCAAAGAAGAAAGCGGACAAGGCCAACAAGGCUGCUGCUACAGCCACGGACGCACAGGACGCAGCCGAGGACCGCGGUCAGAAGCUUGCGCUGCGGAGCAGGACGACGCUCAUCCUUGCGCCCCUGGCUGUGAUCCGGCAGUGGGAACGCGAAGCAAAGGAGAAGGUCAAGCCACGGCUCAAGGUCCUCGUCCACCACGGGCCCCAGCGUGCCAAGGACGCCUCAGCAUUUGCCAUGUACGACGUCGUCAUCUCGACGUACACCACUGCCUCGUCUGAGUGGAGCAACGUCGUUGGCUCGAGAGAGGAGGAGCAGGAGGAAGCUGGCAAGGACAGCUCUGAAUCGAGCGACGAACUCGACUCGGACGACUCGGACUCGGACACAGACUCGCAGGCGAAGAGGGCAAGGGAACGGCAGCAGGAGAAGAAGAAAGCCAUCAAAAAGAACCGGAGCAAGAAGAGUGCCGCGCCCCUCUUUGACGCCCACUGGCUCCGUGUCGUCCUGGACGAGGCACAGAACAUCAAGAACCACAAGACAAAGGCGGCGCAGGCCUGCGUGGCCCUCGGUUUGCGCGCCCACGCCAGAUGGUGCCUGUCGGGCACGCCGAUCCAGAACGAUGCGUUUGAGAUGUUCAGUCUGAUCCAGUUCCUCGGCAUCCCGCCGUUUGACAGCUACGACCUCUUCAAGGAAAAGAUCGGCGACCCGCUCAAGUCGACGAACCAGAACCGCGUCAACUGGGGCAUGAAGCGCCUCUGCAUCGUGCUGCAGACGAUUAUGCUGCGCCGCACAAAGGAUGCCACGACGGACGAGGGCAAGCCGCUGCUCGAGCUGCCCCGCCGCACGAUUGAGGUUGUCGAGCGCGACUUUGACGACGAUGACGAGCGGCACUUUUACCGCGAGCUGGAGCAGCGUGCGCGCGAGAAGCUGGAGCGGGAGCAGCAGGGCAGCAAGACGGGCAAGGUCAACCAUAUGGUUACGCUCCUCAUGCUCCUCCGCCUCCGCCAGGCGUGCAGCCACCCGGCGCUGACGAUGCGCGACCUCGACGCCGACGAAGCCAAGGCGCCCGUGCCCGACAAGCGGCCUGGCGAGGAGGAGCAGGACGAUGGAGACGACUCAAACGGCGAGGCGGGGGGCGACGACGACGGCGGUCUUGCCGAUCUGUUGUCCGGCCUCACCGUCCAGGCCAAGCCCAAGUCUGAGGAGGAGAAAGCGCUGGCGGCGGAUGAGCAAGGGAAGACGGCAGACUGGCGCUCGCCCGGGCGCGCCUCGACGAAGAUCCGCAUGAUGCUCUCGCUCAUCGAUGCGUGCCCACGCUCCGAGAAGCUGAUCGUCUUUUCGCAGUUCACCUCCUUUAUGGACCUCGUCGAGCCAUUCCUGCGCGAUGCGGGCCACACGCACGUCCGCUACGACGGCCGCAUGCGGCCUGCCGAUCGGGAGCGGGCGCUGGAGCGGAUCCGCGACGACGCCGAGACGCGCAUCAUCCUCGUCAGCUUCAAGGCCGGCAGCACGGGCCUGAACCUGACGUGCUGCAGCCGCGUCAUCCUCAUGGAUCUCUGGUGGAACCCGCAGAUCGAGGAGCAGGCCUUUGAUCGCGCCCAUCGGCUGGGGCAGGAGAAGGACGUCGUCAUCUACAAGCUCUCGAUUGCCAAUUCGGUCGAGGAACGCAUCCUGGCGCUCCAGGAGAAGAAGCGGGCGCUGAGCAAGGCCGCGCUCGAGGGCAGCAAGUUCUCCAAGAAGUCGGGCGCAAACAAGCUCGACCACAAGGAGCUCCUCUACCUCUUUUCGGGCAACGUUGCCUUCUGA
Acaromyces ingoldii is the source of this 2193-nucleotide messenger RNA. RefSeq lists its product as hypothetical. The transcript is spliced from 5 exons. The record is from RefSeq and is a predicted model, not a curated record. NCBI's taxonomy places the organism in Eukaryota, Fungi, Basidiomycota, Exobasidiomycetes, Exobasidiales, Cryptobasidiaceae. The coding region runs from base 1 to 2193 and encodes 730 amino acids. Gene Ontology annotation, cellular component: cytoplasm. Gene Ontology annotation, molecular function: ATP-dependent chromatin remodeler activity; ATP binding.